This is a messenger RNA of Harpia harpyja (harpy eagle), 1856 nucleotides long. It is a transcript of the gene HABP4, whose product is annotated as hyaluronan binding protein 4. Bases 105 to 1364 code for a protein of 419 amino acids. NCBI's taxonomy places the organism in Eukaryota, Metazoa, Chordata, Aves, Accipitriformes, Accipitridae. Gene Ontology annotation, biological process: positive regulation of translational initiation; positive regulation of RNA splicing. The transcript has 8 exons. The record is from RefSeq and is a predicted model, not a curated record. Gene Ontology annotation, cellular component: nucleus; cytoplasm. Gene Ontology annotation, molecular function: RNA binding.
CGGAAACGGCAAUAGUAAUGGUGCGGCGGUUUGCCUAGCGUCGAGCCGGAGCGGCGGCCGUUUCUUGUCGCGCUCUCUCUCCCGCCGCGCUCGUCGGUCCGGCUAUGCGCAGCGGCAGUGGCAGCCCCGGGGCCGCAGCGGCGGGGGCGCGGCGGCGGUCGUCCGCGGCGGCGAUGAAAGGGCCGGUGGACAGCGCGGUGGCUGCCGUCAUGCAGGAGAACUUCGGUUGCGCCGUCGCCAACCGCUUCUACCAGCUGCUGGACGACGAGUCGGACCCCUUCGACAUCCUGCGCGAGGCCGAGCGCCGCCAGCAGCAGCGCAAGAAGCGCGACGAGGCGGCGACCGCCAGGAGAGCUGGUCCCGGCGGCAGGGCGGGCGGCGGCGGCGGCAAGAGAGAGUCCCAGAAGGAGCGCAAGCAGCUCGGGAACCCCUCGGUCGCCGGGGGGCCGCCGCAGCCCGGCCAGAAGCGAGCACCCAAGGCAGGAGAACAGCAAGGGUUCAGUAACAGACGACUAGAGGUGAAACAAGACAAAACUGAAGGGAGACCAUCUUUCAGGGAGUACCGUACCUAUGAAACAGAAAGACAAGCGGAAUUCACAGUGGAAAGGAACAAAAAUCUGACUAGAAAUCUUCUUUUUAGACCAACUGAAAGAUUAGACCACGGAAGGCCAAUAAGAGGUCGUGGUGGAGGAAGAGGUGGAGUGCGAGGUAGAGGAAGAGGUGGUGGAAUAAAUAGAAGUUUUGAUGGCUCUGAUCAAAGAGGAAAACAGGAAUUUGAAAGACGUGGGAAUGAUAAAACAAGAAUGAAAGCAGAUGACAAAAAGGGUGGAGGUGGAGCUCGCAACUGGGGAACAGUUAAAGAUGAUACCAGUGGGAUGGAACAGACUGCUCCUAUGGAAGAGACUGCAGAAAGAGCUGAGCAGCCAGGGGCAUCUGAAGGAGAGCCUCGGAACAAAGUUGCUGAAGGAGAGCCAAUGGAAGAAGUAGUUCAAGAAAUGACGUUAGAUGAGUGGAAAAAUCUUCAGCAACAGAAUCGACCAAAGCCUGAAUUCAACAUCCGGAAGCCAGAAUCCACUGUUCCUUCCAAAGCAGUGGUGAUUCACAAGUCAAAAUAUAGCGAUGAUUUGCAAAAAGAAGACUUUGAAGAUGAUUUUCAUGUCUUUCGAAGACCAGUGAAUGACAUAACAUCUCAGCUGGAUAUUAAUUUUGGGAGUCUUCCUCGCCCUGGCCGUGGAUCAAGAGGAGCACGAGGUGGUCGUGGUCGUGGCAGACAAGCUGAGGGGGCAGGACCUCGACCAGAAGUAGUGGUGCAGCUUGUUGCUCCAAAUCCUGAUGAUCCUGAGGAUUUUCCAGCGUUAGCUUGAAGAACUGUCAUGAAUGGUGGUAUCUCAAAGUAGCUUUGGUGCAACUGUGAAGAGACCAGUUUUAUGCUGGUGUGGAUAAAGAAAGUCGGUUUCUACUUGAAAAGCUGUUUGGGUGUUUGGUGUGGAAUGGUUGCAGCCCUCUGCUAAUGGAGUUGGGUUCUGGAGAUACCAGUGGACUGAGAUACUUGUCACAGGUUCCAGUGUCUGCCUCCAUUUGUGAAAACUGUGUGAAGGCUUGCAGUACUUCACUACAAUGCUUCAAAUGAAGUUCACGAGUACAGUGUUUAAAAAUGUGUAUAUAGAGAUUAUAUCGAGUUCUCCAUGACACCAUGGUGAAAUGUGAACCGUACAAUACAGUCUGCAGUUGGGACUCUAUUUCACUGUACAUUUGAAAGCCGCUUUCCCUGUUUCUUUGAGUGAAGUGUGUAUUUCACACAGUCACAAGCUGCAGUUCUUCAGAGUUUGGCAAAUAAAAGAAAGUGCUUAUUGGUU